AUGAGUUUCCUGUGCUGCUGGAACCAAAGGCAAUCCUCCACCAGCCAGAGGGAGUUCUUCCCAGGCCCUGGGAGGACACAAUGGAGUGCUACUAGCUUCCAUUCCCUCAGACAGCCCAAAAGCUACAAAGCCUUCAGAAAGAUCCACAAAGCUGCUAGCCUGGGUCAUGUUGCCACGGUUCAGCGCAGACUGGAACUUGGGAAAAAUGGCAUUAAUGACCGAGACAAGAAUAACAGAACUAUGUUACACUUUGCUUGUGUGCAUGGCCAUCCGGACGUAGUUGCCCUUCUAAUAGAGCAGAAUUGUGACAUUGAUCUCCGCGACAGUGACAACAGCACAGCACUAAUUAAGGCUUCACAGUAUGAGCGUGAAGAAUGUAUCGCCAUGUUAUUAGAACACGGUGCUGAUCCAAAUGCUAUGGACAGCAGUGGGAACACAGCACUGCACUAUGCUGUUUGGCAUAACAACAUGUCAAUGGCAGCCAAACUGCUGGCCCAUCAUGCUGACAUCACUAUAAGGAAUGAGGAUAGCUUCACACCACUUAAACUGGCUCAAUUAAAAAACCAUGACAACCUGGCAAAACUUUUAGAAAACAAGGAAGAAAAGAUAGAGGAAGUUGAUGAAUUAGACAGGUCUUCAAAGAAAACUUCCGAUGAAAAGGAAGAGGUCAAAGAACAAGGAAAUCUUGUGUUUGACAAAGAACAAGGAGAUCUUAUGUGUGACAAAGAACAAGGAAAUCUUAUAGUUGACCUUAACGAACUAAUAUCAGCAUCUGAGGGAAACUUAGAGGACUGUGAGAUGAUCAGUUUCGACACUAUUCUGCAUCUUAUUGAACAGCUCAGGAGGCAGAGCAAAGAUUGUACCAUGUAUUCCACUGUGUCCUCAGUAUACCUUUCUGCAGUGCACCAUAAGUUUAUGUGA
Molecule: messenger RNA, 921 nt
Organism: Mus musculus (house mouse)
Lineage: Eukaryota; Metazoa; Chordata; Mammalia; Rodentia; Muridae
Product: predicted gene, 34768
Exons: 7
Coding region: 1-921 (306 amino acids)
Source: RefSeq, a predicted model, not a curated record